Oryzias melastigma (Indian medaka) is the source of this 1188-nucleotide messenger RNA. Its product is annotated as trace amine-associated receptor 13c-like. The record is from RefSeq and is a predicted model, not a curated record. Gene Ontology annotation, biological process: G protein-coupled receptor signaling pathway. The transcript has 2 exons. Bases 1 to 1002 code for a protein of 333 amino acids. Gene Ontology annotation, molecular function: trace-amine receptor activity. Gene Ontology annotation, cellular component: membrane. Lineage: Eukaryota; Metazoa; Chordata; Actinopteri; Beloniformes; Adrianichthyidae.
AUGAUGAUGAUGAUGGAGGUCCAAGACCUGGCUGAACUCUGCUUCCCACAGCUGCUCAACGGGUCCUGCAGGAAACCGGCUCUUCCCUGGACCAAAGCUGUGCUCCUCAACAUCCUCCUGUCCUUCAUCUCUGUGAUGACUGUGUCUCUAAACCUGCUCGUCAUCAUCUCAGUCUCCCACUUCAGGCAGCUCCACACUCCCACCAACAUCCUCCUCCUCUCUCUGGCAGUGUCAGACUUUCUGGUGGGUCUCUUGUUGAUGCCUGGAGAAAUCCUUAGAAACACAGCGUGCUGGUUUCUUGGAGAUGCCAUUUGUGCUCUGUAUAGUUACCUGGUCUGCCAAAUUGUCUCUGCCUCAAUUGGAAACAUAAUUCUCAUUUCAGCCGAUCGUUAUGAAGCCAUUUGUCACCCUCUGCAUUACUCCACCAGAAUCACUGUAGGGAGAAUCAAGUUCUCUGCUUGUCUGUGUUGGCUCGGUGCUGCUCUCUACAGCAUAAUCUAUGUCAAGGACGAGCUGAUUGAACCAGGCAGGACUAAUUCCUGCACAGGAGAGUGCACGUUUGCCAUUAGUUACAUUACAGGAAUUGUUGAUUUGGUUUUGAAUUUUGUUUUUACUGUAACAGUCAUUGUGGUUCUGUACAUGCGAGUGUUUGUGGUGGCAGUGUCUCAGGCUCGAGCCAUGCACUUUCAUGUCACAGCAGCUUCAAUGCAGCAUUCAGCAAACUCUAAAGCAAAGAGAUCUGAGCUGAAAGCUGCCAAGACUCUUGGCGUUCUUGUCUUUGUUUACCUCCUGUGCUUCUGCCCCUAUUACGGUUACUCGCUUGUGGAAGUGAACGUGACCAGUACCACAUAUGCAUCUUUUUUAAUUUUUAUUUUUUAUCUCAACUCCUGUCUAAACCCUAUCAUCUAUGCCUUAUUUUACCCCUGGUUCAGAAAGGCAAUUAAACUCAUCGUCACUCUGCGGAUUCUGCAGCCGAGCUCCUGUGACGCAAACAUGCUGUAGAGGGACUCGGCAAAUCCCUCACGGACAAGAAAAAGACAAUGGUGAAAAGGUUAAGCUAUUCAAUUCUAUAUCAAAUAUUUGAGAAAAUAAUUACAUUAAAAAGAUAAAUCUUCCUGGUCUUCUUGCAACACAUUUGUCUUUAAAAAAAUAAUAGGUCACUUAGUUGUAGAAGUUUAAGAAGUUUAA